Coffea arabica (coffee) is the source of this 2301-nucleotide messenger RNA. Lineage: Eukaryota; Viridiplantae; Streptophyta; Magnoliopsida; Gentianales; Rubiaceae. The record is from RefSeq and is a predicted model, not a curated record.
CCAAUCCAAAUUCCAAACGGCUUGGAGGAAUAUCUUUGGAGACUAUAGUCACUGUUAACAGUGGAGUACACAGACAGGAGCAGAAAAGGGUAGGAAGGGAGUCGGAGAGGCUGCAAUAAUUUGGGGAAAAAAAAGAUGGAAAAAAUUGCACCGUUGCGGGUCUGGUAGGAAGAUUUUCAGCCAACUUCUUCGCUUCUGUCGUCAUUUCGUAGAUUUGGUAUAUUGGUAUAACUUAUCCCAAGAUGUGAAUAAUUACAAGCCAAAGCAGAAUAAAUUUCAAAAUUAAUUACAAGCCAAAGCAGAAUAAAUUUCAAAAUUAAUUUAAAAAGAUAAUUUAUACUUAAUAAAGUGGAGAAGAUCGGCGUGGGAAGAGAACAAAGUGGGAGAAUCAGGGGACGGGCCAAUGAAGGGCGCGGUUGGCGGUGGAGGUGGUGGCUCCUCUUAUACUCUUCCGGGGAAGAGGCGAUGGAAAGGUCUGGUAAUUGGGGUGUUGGGCCUCGUAUUGCUUUCGAUGCUGGUUCCCCUGGUCUUCUUGCUCGGCCUUCACAAUAGUUUCCAAUCUCAUUCUGGGUUCGACUCUGGACAACAGAUUUCUGGCACUAAUGAUAUUACAAUUUUUGGUCAAACUAGUGAUGCCGACACCAAAAACAACUCAACGGAUGAGCAAUCAAGACACGUUGAUGACCUUAUAAGAAGAUUAGAACCUACUCGUCCUAAGGAUUUCAGAAGGAACUCUGUUGAGGAAGCUAAGAACAGAUCAAAUGCUCUUAUUUUGCUACCUGAUAUGCCAAAACCAGGCCUUAAAGCAAAUAAAAAUAUAUCCACAAGUAAAGUCGAGAUGGCUGACAGCAUGAAAGGCAGCAGUGAGAGCAAAAACAUAUGUGAGUUAAGAUUUGGGAGCUACUGCUUAUGGCGUCAAGAGCAUAGGGAACGAAUGAAAGAUCAUACAGUGAAGAAGAUGAAGGACCUGCUUUAUGUAGCUCGGGCAUACUAUCCGAGCAUUGCUAAGCUUUCAGUACUUGACAAGUUGUCACAUGAACUAAAGCAAAAUAUUCAGGAUUUUGAGCGGGUUCUCAGUGAGACUACAGCUGAUAAAGAUCUCCCUCCACAGAUUGAAAAGAAGCUGGAUAAGAUGGAAAGUACAGUAGCCAGAGCCAAAUCUCACCCUGUGGACUGUAAUAAUGUUGAUAAAAAAUUUCGACAGUUAGUUGAUUUAACAGAGGAUGAAGCAAACUUCCACAUGAAGCAAAGUGCUUUCCUAUACCAACUUACAGUUCAGACCAUGCCUAAGAGUCUUCACUGUCUGUCAUUACGGUUAACUGUGGAGUAUUUUAGAUCUCCUCCACCUGAUAUGGAACUUCUGCUUGCUGACAAGUUUCAAAACCCAGAUCUGCAUCACUUUGUUAUAUUCUCUAAUAAUAUACUAGCAUCAUCAGCUGUAAUUAACUCAACUGUAAUGAAUUCAAAAGAAACCUCGAGUCAAGUUUUUCAUGUGCUGACAGAUCGACAGAAUUACUUUGCUAUGAAAUUAUGGUUCUUCCAAAAUAAGUACAAGGACGCCACAGUCCGAGUUUUGGAUAUUGAAGGUCUGAAGUUGGAUGAGCAUGAGAAGUUGUCUCAAGUCCAUCAAUUGCUGCCUGAAGAAUUUCGUGUUUCGUUUCGUUCUGUUGACAAAUUGUCAAGAGUUUGGGUUCAAACUGAAUAUUUUUCUCUUUUUUCACAGUCCCACUAUCUUCUUCCUGAUAUAUUCCCCACACUGAGGAAAGUUAUGAUUUUGGAUGAUGAUAUUAUUGUCCAAAAAGAUUUGUCAGCACUUUGGAGCCUUGACAUGGGUGAGAAAGUGAUUGGUGCUGUGAUGGUUUGCACAGUGAGAUUGGUGCAGCUGCAGAGAUUAUUGGGUGAGAAUAAUUUUGAUGAACAAUCUUGUGCCUGGAUGUCUGGAUUGAAUAUCGUUGAUUUAGGCAGAUGGAGGAAGCUCGAUCUUACUAAAAGUUUUGAAAGAUUAGUUCUUAAGGUGAGCUGAAAUUUUUUCAUGUUGAUUUCCUGUAGUCUGCUUUCAUUAGGUACGUAUGUCAAGUAAUAUGGUUUUGAUUAUUCUGUGGUGGGAAGAUAUGCUAAAAUGUGAAAAGUAUGCCAAUUAUAUUUUGGUUAGAUUAUAAUAUACCUCCGGUUUAGUAGACCUACCUAUGAGCAUUUUAUGGUUUGAUAGCUACAUUUUGCCCCCUUAAAGUUGGGACCAUCAAGUAACACAGAGAAAUAGGUAAUAAAACUGGAUUUUUUUUGGAAGUGGCUAAAUUCAUC